AUGCCAGGUCCAUUACUAGUACUUAAAGCUUUCAAGCUGAAGAGGGCAGCCAAUAGGCUAAUGCUAGCUAAAGAGAAUGCCCUACGAAGACACAGAGGGGAAAGAGAACGAUACCCUUUUUACGAAGAGUGUUGGACUUGGAUGGUUGACUGCGUCAAAAAUAAUUUCUGCAAAGCUUUUUGUCCUUGUUGCUUGGCUCGAAAGAAGAAAAAGGGACCUGGACCCGAAAACUAUUCAGAAAACUUUUUGAGGCGUCCUUGCUUGGAAGGUACAUUUGAAAAUUUCGCUUUGAAAAGUUUCUUUGGAUUCUUCAGCGGAAUACUUCUGACAGUCUCGGCCUUCUUCUUCUUCAUCCACCAGUUGAACUGUGACCCUUGGAAGACUACCAUAUUUUGCAUUAUUUUUGGAGCUUUUUUGAGCAUUGGGCUUGCAUUCAGUGAAGAAGUGCGAUGCAUAACGAUGCUUUCCGUUCCAGAGCUUUUCUCCAGUCGUGGUAGAACAGCUCUGAUGGCUUAUACGUAUAUAUUAGUGUUAAGUGGUCCUAUGAAGAACGCCAUGAGAAACUCAAAUAUUUUAGUGGAGUCGAUGAACUGUGGGCAGGAGAUUAUUGUGAAGCAGACGAAAGCCCUCAUGAGAUCCAUAUUUGCUCCUCUCAUUGCGAUCAUCGAUGUGAUGCGUUCCAUUUUACAAGCGUUGAAAAGUUUUGCUCGACAGAUGAAAGCAGCGUUCAUAGCCAUACGAGACCUUUUUCUAGAAAUCAUGAACGCAAUAAAAUCGAUGUUUAAAUGGUUACUCAGCAUGGUAAAUAUAUGUUCCAACAAAUACGGAAGUCCUUACGAGCGAUGCACCCAGGCUUUUGAUAGUGCCAUUGAAGACUGUAAUAAUAAGCUGGGAAUUUUCGGCUUUUUGUGCUACAUCGUCGAAGCAGUAAAGCAGAUCUGCCACAUAGCCAGAAUUGUGGAUUUGCUCUGUGCCAUACCAAAAGCUGUGAAGAGCGGAAUCAUCGAACCCAUAAAACAACAGAUCAAGACUUUUGCCCGAUAUAUGUACAACCAGUUUUACGUCAACAUUACGUUCAUUCACUACUACAACUAUUCAAUCGAGCAGAGCAAAUCCUUCGAAGAUAUUCGAGAAGAUAUAUCCGCUGAAGUAAAAGAACGAACAGAGCAGAUUUUUGGCUGGAUUGAUUGGUCGGACUUUUUCAUGUCCUUCAUGUUUUUGAUGGUCAUUUUCAAGGCUUAUCUGUAUCGUAUCCGCUAUCUCUCUGCUGAUCACUACGAUAACGUGUAUAUUACAUUUAUGUUACGUGACAUGGACGACAGGCGGGCGGACAUGGAGAAAGAGACCAUCCUGCCGCUCACCGUCCGGGAAGCAAAGAAGUACAUCAACACGUUCUCUAUCCGGAUGGCUGCUUCCGAGCGCAAGAAGCUCAUCGUUGCCGGAACGCUGCUGCUCGUGUCCGGCCUGCAGAUGGCCUUCUAUAUGAUAUUGGAUUAUUCCUUGGUUCAGUUGCUGACGAUGAUCAGAUAUUUUGGGAAAAUAGAAGCGAAAGGAGAAGUCCCAACCGUUAUCCAAAUACAAGUGAAAGGUUCUGGUGUCAUGGCUGAUAUGUAUCGACAGAUGGUUACUCAGUUCGAUCCAAUGAUGAGUUCAGUACCAGAAUAUGACUCAAGUAAAUGCUUGCCAGAUGCCGUUCCAAUUGAUCUGGACCGAUAUCAACAGAUAGGAACUCUUUAUUUAACUUGCAUUAUACUGGCUGUUACCCAAAGCUAUGGUCUGAGACUGAGGCACAUCGUUUGUGGUUGCUACUAUCCGCAUCGGGAGCGCAUACGAGCUGUGUGGCUCUACAACCACAUCCUGAAGACUCGAGGUAACCUCAGCUACUUCCUGAGGCGACAGAUUCGGAAGAAGGUCUAUGGCGAUGAUACGCUGGAAGACGUGAGUUUGAUUGACAGGCUGUCCGGCCAAUGCAAACUGUUUGGAAGGAUUGUCAAGGCAUUCGGAUACGAGCGAAUCUUUUGCGUGUGCUGCAUGGAACCUGGCAAGCCGGACGACUACACGAAUUUCAAGAGAUGCAGUACUUCGGGAUGUAAAGGCAUCUACUGUUAUGCUUGCUUUGCAGAUAUCAAUAACAUGUGUACACUAUGUAUGAAACCUGUGGAUUAUGGUGAUUUGUCUGAUUUUAGCGAAGAAAGGUAA
Uloborus diversus is the source of this 2199-nucleotide messenger RNA. RefSeq names its product DC-STAMP domain-containing protein 2-like. The transcript has 11 exons. NCBI's taxonomy places the organism in Eukaryota, Metazoa, Arthropoda, Arachnida, Araneae, Uloboridae. Gene Ontology annotation, cellular component: membrane. The record is from RefSeq and is a predicted model, not a curated record. The coding region runs from base 1 to 2199 and encodes 732 amino acids.